This is a messenger RNA of Penicillium angulare, 399 nucleotides long. RefSeq lists its product as uncharacterized. The transcript has 2 exons. The record is from RefSeq and is a predicted model, not a curated record. Bases 1 to 399 code for a protein of 132 amino acids. NCBI's taxonomy places the organism in Eukaryota, Fungi, Ascomycota, Eurotiomycetes, Eurotiales, Aspergillaceae.
AUGUUCACGAAAUCCCCACUAUCAAAUACGAAGCUAGGCAAUAUACUUGCUCACCAACGGCCUGGUAUUCUACCAAGGCAACCGAUAGCUCGGCCAGCUAUGUAUGUUUUGGGUGGCGUCCGACAUGAAUCUAUCACGAAAAAGUGGAAGGGAGCCUCGACAGAUGACCAUACUACCCAGCGAUCCCAGAGUGGAGAUACACAUGAUCCUACUGCUGAUGCAGCGGCUGCUGGCAUGAAGGAAAGAGAAACCAACGAAGGGAUCGCAGACAGAACCAAGUCGCAGGGAACAACACAGAGAGGUGGAGUUGCGCAGGGUAGAAAAGCGAAACAGGAACAUCCAGCAGCUCCAGAGCCUAUUAUUGGAAUGAAUGAUGAACGAGCUCAGAAGGGACAUUGA